Messenger RNA from Camponotus floridanus (Florida carpenter ant), 1446 nucleotides. It is a transcript of the gene ProRS-m, whose product is annotated as probable proline--tRNA ligase, mitochondrial. NCBI's taxonomy places the organism in Eukaryota, Metazoa, Arthropoda, Insecta, Hymenoptera, Formicidae. Gene Ontology annotation, biological process: prolyl-tRNA aminoacylation. The transcript has 6 exons. The coding region runs from base 124 to 1425 and encodes 433 amino acids. Gene Ontology annotation, molecular function: ATP binding; proline-tRNA ligase activity. The record is from RefSeq and is a predicted model, not a curated record. Gene Ontology annotation, cellular component: cytoplasm; mitochondrion.
ACCUAACUAGGAAGGAACAGCUGAUUUAAAUUAUAUUUGCAAGUUUGGAAAUUAUCGCCGGUAACAUUCAUGUUUACCAAUCAAUGUAUAUGUUAUUGUAUAUAUUGACAAACAUUUUCUACAAUGGCAAGUAAAACAAUGAUUAAUUUAAGUAGAAUGUCCAAAAUAUUUCAACCUAUGGCAACUGAAUUAUCCGAUACUGGAGACAAAACAGAAAUAUCUCGAAGUCAUAAGUUAAUGAUUAAGUAUGGAAUUAUUAAACCAUGUAAUGUUGGCAUGUAUGCACUAUUGCCAUUGGGAAUGCGAGUCUUAAAUAAGCUUAUAAAUCUUGUGGAUAAAGAAAUGACAAAUCUUGGUGCAGAAAAGAUAUUACUUCCAGCAUUAACUUCUACCUCGCUAUGGAAAAAAACUAACAGAUAUGACUCUAAUAAAAACGAAUUAUUUACAAUUAAAGAUAGGCAUGAGAAAGAAUACAUAUUAAGCCCAACAUAUGAAGAAGCUAUCUGUGACUUAAUAUCAUCAACAGGAUCUCUUUCAACUAAAUUAUUACCUUUGAGGUUAUAUCAAAUUUCUAGCAAAUGGCGAGACGAAAUGAAACCACGGCUUGGUUUUCUACGAAGCAGAGAAUUUAUUAUGAAAGACUUGUAUACAUUUGAUACUAAUUUGGAUAAUGCACAAUAUACAUAUGAUCUAGUUUGCGAGUCUUACAAUAAUAUUUUUAAACAGAUUGGUAUAAAAUAUGAAAAAGUCAUAGGAGAUGUAGGAACAAUUGGAGGCUUAAUAUCACAUGAAUAUCAUUAUAUAUCUAAUAUUGGCGAAGAUGUUAUACUUCAGUGUCCUUCAUGCUAUUUUUCUAUUAAUCAAACUAUUUCUAAGACGACAAAUUGCCCACAGUGUAAAAACGAAUUACAGCGACAUAUUGCUGCUGAGAUAGGGCACACAUUUUUAUUAAAUAUUAAAUAUUCACAACCAUUAAAAGCAAUGUAUGUGGAGCAAAAUGAAUUGAAACCUGUGGUAAUGGGUUGUUUUGGUCUAGGAUUAAGUCGUAUCAUUAUGUUAACUAUUGAAAUUUUAUCCACAAUUAAUGAGAUAAGAUGGCCAGUGAAAUUAGCACCAUAUACAGUAUGCAUUAUACCACCAAAGGCUGGUAGUAAAGAAGAAAACUCAUCUAAAUAUAUCGAGCAAUUGUCUGAAAUUCUCUGCAAACGCGAUAUCGAUACAGUAUUGGAUGAUCGUACACAUUUAACGAUUGGAAAACGAUUUGUACUUGCUCGUGCAUUAGGCUUUCCUUAUAUAAUUAUUAUUGGCAAAGCUUCAACUAGAUCGAUACCUUCAUUCGAAGUUCAUGAUAUAAACAAUUCAGUUACUAAUGAAUUAUCAUUGGAACAAAUAAAUCAUUAUUUUGACAAUAUAAAUUUUAAAUAGACAUUUAAAGAAGACAUGUAC